UUGACAUCCAAACAAAAAUCAUGAUCAGGCUACAGAUUUCUGAAUUCUCACAUAAUCAUUCGUCCUCCUCUCUCGUUCCUUUUCUCAAACAUCAUCAUCAUCAUCACCUCUCUCUCUGAUCUCUCAAGUUAACCUACUUCAAAGCUCAGCAAAGGCCAAACUAGUCUACCAUGCACUUCUCACCAACUGUUGUCAUCCAAGCCAGUUAAACUAUCCUUUAACCGUACCGUACCAUUAUUUUGGAUCAAGAUGGGUUCUGCGACAUCUUCUAUGGCUGCCAAAUUGGCAUUCUUCCCACCGGACCCGCCAUCUUAUGGCAUAUAUGUCGAAGCGUCCAGUGGGAGACUGAGAAUGUCGAAUAUUGUUCAUCAGAGAGAGGACGUGGACGUGUUGAAGCUGAGCACCAAGAGAGGGAAUGAGAUCGUUGCUAUGUACGUCAAGAACACCUCUGCAUCUUUGACUUUGCUCUACUCUCAUGGCAAUGCUGCUGAUCUUGGCCAGAUGUAUCACAUUUUCACCGAGCUUAGCCUUCACCUUGGUGUUAAUCUUAUGGGGUAUGACUAUUCUGGAUAUGGACAGUCGUCUGGAAAGGCGAGUGAGCAGGACACAUACGCGGAUAUAGAGGCUGCUUAUCAAUGCCUGGAAGAGACAUAUGGAUUGAAGGAGGAAGACAUUAUAUUGUACGGCCAGUCAGUUGGAAGCGGACCAACUCUGGAGCUGGCUACCCGUUUGCCCAUGUUGAGAGCUGUGGUUCUUCACAGUCCCAUCCUGUCUGGCCUGCGUGUCAUGUACCCGGUUAAGCGAACAUUCUGGUUUGACAUAUAUAAGAACAUUGAUAAGAUUCCACAAGUCAAUUGCCCCAUUCUUGUAAUUCAUGGAACGGAAGAUGAAGUUGUGGAUGUCUCCCAUGGCAAGCAGCUCUGGGAGCUUUGCAAGGAGAAGUACGAACCUUUGUGGCUUAUUGGAGGAAACCACUGCAAUCUGGAACUCUUCCCAGAGUACUUAAGGCAUCUGAGGAAGUUCAUAACAGCCGUAGAGAAACUACCACCUCUCCAAAUUAUUGAGUCUGAAGAAAGUAGAGAACAAUCAGAGAACUCACUGAUUGCCACAGACCAAAAGUCCAGAGCAAGCACAGAGCAACGAGAGAAGUCUAGGCCUAGUACUGGACAGAGAGAGAAAUCUAGACUGAGCAUGGACAAUAGGGAAAAAUCAAGAACCAGCAUCGACAAGAGGGAGAAGUCGAGAAGGAGCAUGGAUCGGUCUGGAAAGCCAAGGAACAGCACAGAUCAGUCAGAGAGAGCAAGAAAUAGCUUCGACCGCUUGGGAGACAUGGUGAGAUCAGUUGGAUUCUGUAAUGUUGAUUGUUUGAAGCAGACGGCUUUGGAGGCCUGAGGUUGAAGGAUUCAGUUAUUGGAAUUGGAUUGUGAAUUCUCUUACAAAUUCCAUGUUUGGUUGUGAUUGGAAAACUUACCGAUAGUGUUAACUGACUUCCCAAGUCUUGGUGCUGAAGGAAGGGCUGGUCAUUCUGGCACAAGUGAAAUUUCAAAGUCUUUCAGAUAUCGUAAAUUCAUUUAGAAGAAACUGUGUAUUUUGGCAAAAUGAGACUCCCCAUUACAAACAAUAAUCAACACAUGCUUACCUUCUGAUCUAUGUUCACUUGGAUUAUAAAGAUUUACUAAUUAUACUAUGAGUAAGAUUGAGAUA
Messenger RNA from Juglans regia (Persian walnut), 1704 nucleotides. Its product is annotated as alpha/beta hydrolase domain-containing protein 17C-like. The transcript is spliced from 6 exons. Lineage: Eukaryota; Viridiplantae; Streptophyta; Magnoliopsida; Fagales; Juglandaceae. The coding region runs from base 250 to 1392 and encodes 380 amino acids. The record is from RefSeq and is a predicted model, not a curated record.